Molecule: messenger RNA, 582 nt
Organism: Nestor notabilis (Kea)
Lineage: Eukaryota; Metazoa; Chordata; Aves; Psittaciformes; Psittacidae
Product: arginyl-tRNA--protein transferase 1-like
Exons: 4
Biological process (GO): protein arginylation
Cellular component (GO): cytoplasm
Molecular function (GO): arginyl-tRNA--protein transferase activity
Source: RefSeq, a predicted model, not a curated record
GCAGAGAAUGCACCAAAUGGACCAGAAUGUGGCUAUGGUUCUUUCCACCAGCAGUAUUGGCUGGAUGGGAAGAUAAUUGCUGUUGGUGUUGUUGAUAUCCUGCCCUACUGUGUGUCCUCUGUCUACCUGUACUAUGAUCCAGACUAUUCUUUCUUAUCUUUGGGAGUCUACUCUGCAUUACGAGAAAUCGCUUUUACCAGGCAGCUCCAUGAGAAAGCUCCUGAUCUCUGUUUUUAUUACAUGGGUUUCUACAUUCAUUCAUGCCCCAAAAUGAGAUACAAGGGUCAGUACAGGCCCUCUGACUUGUUGUGCCCAGAGACAUAUGUCUGGACGCCUAUUGAGCAAUGUCUGCCUCUGCUUGAGCACUCAAAGUACUGCCGAUUCAACCAGGAUGGAAAAGCAGUUGAUGAAGGUCGGAUCAAGGAACUGGGCAGGGUGAGAGUACUCCACAAGAGAAUUGUCAUGCCUUACAGUGUGUAUAAGAAAAGAAGGAAGGGGCCAAGCGACGAAGCCAGUGUCCAGCAAUAUGCAAGUCUGGUUGGACAGACCUGUUCAGAAAGAAUGUUGUUGUUUAGAAGUUGA